AGCUGUGUUGAUUACUGAAAUUUAGAUAAUUGUAUUGCCUUAAAAGUUUGAUAAUAUAAUGGCACGAGAAAUCAAAAGAAAAAGAAAGGACAUUGCCAGUAUGAAAACAGGCGAAAGUGAAGCUACCAUAGACUAGUCAUGAUAUUUUUGUUGCAUUCCUUUCAUUCUGAAAAGUUUGUAAUUUUGCUACUUGCUACAAAUGCCGAUAAUAUUCAGUGCAGUGCAGUGUUUUUGACAAGUUUCAGUUUAGUUAUAUAUGAAAAAUAUUUGUUAUAACAUAAUUGACUUAAAAUAUAAGUGGUGCUAAUUUCAGUGAGCUACCAGUAAAGUGUUUCAAAAUCUGGAAUCGAAAUUUAUCGUUACCCAGGAGUCGUUACGAAAUUUUGCAAAAUGACUUCAGCACUUUAUUUAGAGCACUAUCUAGACAGUCUUCAACAUCUGCCGAUAGAAUUACAGAGAAAUUUCAAGUUAAUGCGGGACCUCGAUGAUAGGGCACACGGGUUAAUGAGGACAAUUGAUCUUAUGGCUGACGAACUAUUGCCCAAUAUUCCGAAAAUGGACGAGGAAAUGAAGAAAGACAAGGUUAAUACAAUACAGGGCCUGUUUAACAAGGCCAAGGAAUACGGCGAUGAUAAAGUGCAGCUCGCAAUACAGACUUACGAGUUGGUCGACAAACACAUACGGCGCCUUGACUCUGACCUUGCUCGCUUCGAAUCGGAAAUUCAAGAGAAAGUGAUGAGCGCCCGAGCUGCGCAGCAAGCCGCCGCAGACCAAGAGCCGAAUACCACCACUGUCAAGAAAGGAAGGAAAAAGCAUAAGGGUAGUGAGAAGGCAGCUGCUACCACAGGUAAGAAGAAGCGCGUCGGAGCUUCCAGCGAGGACGAUGCGGUCGCGUCGGGCAGAUCCGCAGCCAAAAAGAAGGCACAGCGCAAAGGUGCAACUACAACAGCCAGUGCUGUCAAGGAACAAGAAGAAAAUGCAGAUUUGGACUCGGUUGCUGGCAUGGCUCAUCCCAGUGACGUCCUCGAUAUGCCUGUCGACCCUAACGAGCCCACUUAUUGCCUCUGCCACCAAGUUUCAUAUGGAGAAAUGAUAGGUUGUGACAACCCUGACUGUCCCAUUGAGUGGUUCCACUUUGCAUGUGUGGAUCUUAAGAUUAAGCCCAAGGGCAAGUGGUAUUGCCCUAAAUGUACUCAGGACCGCAAGAAAAAAUGAUCCACGGUGAAACCUCCUGUCAAACCCUCUGACAAGACUGUACAGGUAAAGAAAGAAGUAAAGUAACUUCAGUCUUUAUUACCAAAAACUAUGUGUGAAAAAUUAGAUAGUAAAUGAAUUUAUAGUAAUAUAAAAGAUAUUAAAACUAGUAGCAUUGUGGUAAACUGUAUUUAGUUUUAUAUAAUUUAAAAUUUGAAAGCCUAUUUUUAUGGUGUAUAAAUUGCUGUAGUCUUAAUUCAUUAUUUGAAAAUGAGCUAGUAAUAAUUUAAUAUAUUAUACAAGAUGCAUUUAUCAUCUAAUUGCAUACCUGUUUAUUUUAUACACACAAUCUGUUUUAAAACAGAUAAAAGAUGAUAAUCAAUAGAUAUCUUAUGUAGUAAUAUUACACAACAUUCAAUGUGAAUGCUAAUAACAGUUAGCAGAUGUUUUGUAAAAUUAUAUAUAAAUUUUGUACUGACAAAAGGAAUUCAGUGUCUUGUACCCAUUUUUAAGAAGAUUGAACUUUGUUAUUUUUUUUUUUACUUGCCGUCAUAUGUUAUGCAAGGCAACAGGUUCCAUGUUUUUAUUUGAUUAAAAAAAUAGAUGUUUCCAAUAUAUAACUAUGUUUUGUGAAGUAAAUGGGAUUAUCAUUAUGCAAGCAAACUAUAGUACUUCAAGAUGAUUCGCAGUUUAGUGAACUCCAGUAUAAAAUAUAUUUAACCCCCCCAUUGCCCAUUGUUACUAAACUGCCUAACAUCACAAGUAAAGCAUAAGUUACAGCUAUUAACACAUGGCUAUUACGCACAGUGGGGCAAAAAAAUCUGUAUAUUUAAAAUCAAAAGAUGAAGGAUGCUAUCAAUUAGAUAUGGUCACAAUGGCUAAGAAAAACAUUUUUUUUGUUUGCUUGGGGAAAGUUGAACAGUAUGUCUGGUUGUAGACAUCUGGUUCUUUUCCAGACAAUUGUCCCAGUUCAGUGACAAUGUCUUGUUUUCUUGGGUGUAGUAGGCAGGUAGACACAUACAAAACUGGCCAUAGUCGCUGUAACACGCUCCAGUCCGGCGAAAAAACUGGAUGUGUACAAACAGCCUAUGAUGAUUCCCUACAAGCAUUUCUUUUACCAUAUCUAACCUUUAUCUUAUUUAGCAAUGUGUCUACUGUGUUAUUGUGUAUAAUUCUAUAACAUUCAAGUAUUUGGUAUCUUUUUUGUUUGAAAAACCAUAUAAAUAAAUAGUAUUAACAAUCAGCACUAGAUAGCACCACUAUCUAUAUCAAUUUAAUUUUAUGGGUAUUAAAUUAAACUAAAACAUUAAGUUGUUAAAGGAAACUUGUGGAAAUGUAUAUUGCUGUAGCAUAUAAAGAGAACAUUUUUAAUUGAGCCGCAAAUUAUUAUUACACUCUCCUGAUAACUACUAUAGAAUUUUGUGGAGUUUGGGCUGAGUGUGGUCCAUAGUGCUAUAGCCAAUAAUAAUGUAAAUUGUAAACUAUAUUAGGUACUUACAUAUUGAUUUUAUUUUAUUAUUAUAAUGUCACUUACAGUAUACACCAAACAUGACACAUAGGAAUAUAAGAAUUGAAUUAUAACAUGCGCAUAAUUAUAUAUAUGCGUAUAUUAUUAUGCGCAUAUGCAUAUAUAAAGCCAUGGUUAUUAAUGUGAAUCUUGAAUUUCCAUAGCACAUUAUUAUUUGGGUCCCUAAUAAUCAAUUUGUUACAUUACAAAACCGAUUGUUACAAAUAAUAACACAAAUUAGUUGUAUUUAUUUUUCAGUAAAACACUUUUGUCGCAUAAUUUGGAACAAUUUGUUCCGAACAGAACUUUCGCCUCGUUGCUUAUUUGGUGGGUGAUCUGGGUCUACAUUCAAUGUGGAUUUAAAUAAAUCCAAAGAGGAAAGUCGAUAGGUUACAUAUAGAUAAUUGUUACAUAUGUAAGUUAUAAUAAUGUUUUCCAAUGAAUUGCCGUAGACUAGAAUAAUUUUGUUGCUUUGAUAGUUUAUUACUCUAAUUCUCAUGUUUGCUGGGAAUUAAGUCAUGACAACUUAUAUAUAUAAAGUUAAAUUGUAAGGAAUCUUAUAUAGCAAUAAAUAUCACUAAGGUGACUAACUUAAGUUUAUGACUGAAUAAUUAUGUGAGUUAUAAUUAUAAUAUAUGUUACUAUAACAGGGUGACACAAAAAAACAAUACAAUAUCAAUGUAAUAAAACGCAGCAUUAUCACGGGCCAGACGGGAAUGAAGGAAUGACAUCAAGUAAUUAAGUUAGUCUAAAUGUCUUGCUUCAAUAUUGGAGCUAUGUCAAAGUAAUGACCUGGAAAUGACAUUAAUAUUGACAGUGUAAUGAUGAUUAGCGCAUAUUAUUGUAGCCACAAAUUUAAAGUAGACACCACUUAAAUACUUCCAGGUGCUCUCAUUAUUUUAAUAAACAAAUUCUGUCAAUGUGUUCUCAUACUCAUCAACAAACCAGAAACCCUGAUGUAUUACUUUUUUCUGUCACCAAGUAAAGAUUUUGUAUUAUUCUAGAGUCAAUAUUAAUAAGUGAUUUAUUAUAGGAAUUUAUCUAGAUUUCAUAUAGAAUAUAGACCAUCAUGCUGCAUUGUUAAAUAUUCACCAUAUUUUAUGAUUCAUACUUAGGUAUAAUAUAUUAGAAUAUCAUGCAUUGCGUUUAUUAUUGAAAUUAAAGUUAUCACAUCACA
Messenger RNA from Cydia pomonella (codling moth), 3878 nucleotides. It is a transcript of the gene Ing5, whose product is annotated as inhibitor of growth protein 5. Gene Ontology annotation, cellular component: nucleus. NCBI's taxonomy places the organism in Eukaryota, Metazoa, Arthropoda, Insecta, Lepidoptera, Tortricidae. The record is from RefSeq and is a predicted model, not a curated record. Bases 391 to 1215 code for a protein of 274 amino acids. The transcript has a single exon. Gene Ontology annotation, biological process: regulation of DNA-templated transcription.